UCCCCACUAUGCGAACGCCUGGCUUUGGCGCCCAAGCUAUGCCCCACCAUGAUGCAGGUGCCAACCAUCACAGUGCACGUUUGAGACGCCAGGCACCUGCAAUUGCACCACACACCUGACAGAUGAAGACGCGUAAUCCUCCACCACACCGGUAGCGAACCUGGAGCCCGGAUCAUUCACAAGCCGACCCUCUCUUCACCGGCGCUGGUCCCUGCAUCCCCACACAUUCCACCAUGACCUCCCGCAAUGCGCCCAUGAGCGUGGCCGAAGUGGUCGCGCAGGCCGGCAACUACACAUACAAUGCGCACAUACCGCUGGCGAACUGGCUGCGCACAGCGAAUACUAUGCAGAAAGAAGCGCAAGUCUACGAAGCAGAGGGCAACGAUGCGCAGACAUACCUGCUCCUCUACAGACACGCCGACCUUGUCCUCCAACAUCUACAAUCCCAUCCAGACAAGAGCAAGCCCGAGAACCGAAAAGCGCUCAAUGCUGCGACUGCCGCCGUGCGCAGCGACCUGAAGAAGCUCGAGCAGAUUGCGCCGCGGAUAAAGAGGAGGCAUGAGGAGUAUCAGGAGAGACGAGGGCGGCAGUUGGAAGCUCUGAAGGCAUUGGAGGGCAAGCAUGCAAAGGCGCUAUCUCAGGAGCUUGACGGGCUCUCGAUACAGGACAGAGCUUCACAACGAACGUCUUAUGGCGAAAGGCCAGCACUGGACGCGCGGAACCUAGACAACCAUUCCUUGGCGGCGAGACUUGCACAGAGAGAAGUGCGGCGGCGAGACACGCAGCGCAGAAGUGUACGGCAGGCUGGAGUGUCGGAAGAGGAGGAGCAGGAGCGGAGGACGGGCGGCGUCUGGGGCACAUGGGACGACGAGUAUGCGCGACAGAGUCGGCCUGGGGAUGAUCUGUCAAGCCAGAUCCAGGAAGUUGCGCGCUUGCAGCGAGAUGGGCAGCGGACACCGUACUCUCAGCGCCCAACUUCGCAAUCUUCCACAUCGACGUACAACUACCCCUCCGUACCUCAUACAUCCGCGCAAGAUCGAUGGUCACAGUCCAGCCCGCAAGGUCCCUCAUUGCCCGCCCGCCCACCAAAAGAGCAAAUCUACAGAUCCUCAGGCGCGCCCUCACUCCCACCACCACUCCCUCCCAAACCCUCUACACCGUUACAGUCAAGUCCAUACAACCGCUCACAGCCCCCUCCCAUACCAGGCAAAUACACCUCCACCCCCAACGCCCCUCCAGUUCCCGGGAAACACGCCCCCGACCGCCCCCCUACGCUUCCUAACGAGCUCGACUCCUUCACAUUCGAGCCGUCUGCCUUCCUCGAAAACGGGGACGCGCUACGCCCUGUCUUCCUGCCCUCACAGUUACGCUCAAAGUUCCUUGCUAGCGCAAGCCACAACACGCGGCUCAACCUGGAGACGUGCGGCAUGCUGUGCGGGAUCCUGAAGAACAACGCUUUAUUCAUCACGCGCCUGAUUAUCCCCGAGCAGACGAGCACCAGCGAUACAUGCGAGACACUCAACGAGGAGGAACUAUUCGAUUACUGCGAUAAAGAAGAGUUGUUGGUGAUUGGCUGGAUCCAUACGCAUCCGACCCAGACAUGCUUUAUGAGUAGUCGCGAUUUGCACACGCAUGUUGGCUAUCAGGUCAUGAUGGCCGAGUCCAUAGCGAUUGUCUGUGCGCCGUCGAAACAGCCUAGUUGGGGCUGCUUCAGGUUGACGGAUCCGCCGGGCAAGCAGGCGAUUCUGAGCUGUAGUAAGCCCGGUAUCUUUCACCCACACGACGUUGACAACAUGUACACGGAGGCAAUGAAGCCGGGUCAUGUGGUCGAACUGCAGGACGCGCCCCUUGAGAUCGUGGAUAUGCGGCCGAAGAAGAGUUAUACUUGAAUACGGAACAGACGGGGAUGGAGAUUGCUGAGUGAUCGACAGAGUCGAUGUUCUCGAGGAUUGAACCUGCAUAGCGUUUGGCGUUUGGGUGCAUCAUCUAGAUGAGCGUCCUAUUGAGGUUUCAGAGCAUGGC
Molecule: messenger RNA, 2022 nt
Organism: Macroventuria anomochaeta
Lineage: Eukaryota; Fungi; Ascomycota; Dothideomycetes; Pleosporales; Didymellaceae
Product: STAM binding protein
Exons: 3
Coding region: 234-1889 (551 amino acids)
Biological process (GO): protein K63-linked deubiquitination
Cellular component (GO): membrane; endosome
Molecular function (GO): protein binding; K63-linked deubiquitinase activity; metal-dependent deubiquitinase activity
Source: RefSeq, a predicted model, not a curated record